This is a messenger RNA of Gracilinanus agilis (Agile Gracile Mouse Opossum), 1054 nucleotides long. RefSeq names its product coiled-coil domain containing 12 (gene CCDC12). The transcript has 7 exons. Gene Ontology annotation, cellular component: U2-type spliceosomal complex; post-mRNA release spliceosomal complex. NCBI's taxonomy places the organism in Eukaryota, Metazoa, Chordata, Mammalia, Didelphimorphia, Didelphidae. The record is from RefSeq and is a predicted model, not a curated record. Bases 40 to 534 code for a protein of 164 amino acids.
UGCGCGCGGAACCCAACCGGAAGCGAAUAGAGAAACAAUAUGGCCGCGCCGGUCCCCGGUGUGGGACGCCUGGAGGAAGAGGCGCUGCGGCGAAAGGAGCGCCUCAAGGCGCUGAGAGAAAAGACCGGGCGCAAGAAUAAGGAAGAUGAGGAACCAAAAAAUAAACACUUCAAAGAAGAAGAAGAAGAAGAAGAAGGGGGUGAGAAACAUAGGGAACUCAAAUUAAGGAACUAUGUCCCUGAAGAUGAAGAGCUAAAGAAGAGGAAAGUGCCUCAGGCUAAACCAGCUUCAGUGGAAGAGAAAGUGAAAGACCAGCUGGAAGCAGCGAAGCCUGAGCCCAUCAUUGAGGAAGUGGAUUUGGCCAAUCUUGCUCCCAGAAAGCCAGACUGGGACUUAAAAAGAGACGUGGCAAAGAAACUGGAAAAGCUAGAGAAGAGGACACAGAGAGCCAUUGCAGAACUCAUACGAGAAAGACUUCGAGGCCAAGAAGAUGACCUGGAACCUGCAAAGCAAGAAGAGAGUGACUCAGAUUAAAGCAGUCUUUCCUCAGUCUUUGGCAACACAAGACAGCAGUGUGAACUGAUCUUUCUAGGCCAGGCACAAAGACCCACCCCCUAUCUUGAUCCCCAGAGUGACCUCUGUUGUGGUACUCCUUUUAAUGCCCGUCUGAGUGCAUUUUAGAACAAUACAUUUUAGAGUUGUGGCUUAAGAAUCUGGUAUAUGAUGGCUGCCAUCUAAACUUUAAAAUGAGCCAUAGCAUGAUACAGCAGUGAAAGCUUCUCUGAUGUCAUCACUGUGUUAACAUUUUCUAUCAACUCAUUUGAUGGCAUAUUCCAUUUUUAUUUUACUUUAUUUAUACAUUUCAGUUUAUUAUUUAUUUUUAACAUUCUUAAAAACAUUUUUUGAGUUCCAGAUUCUCUUCCUUCCACUCCCUUUACAUUCACUGAGGAGGCAAGCAAUAUUAUAUUAUUCCUGUGAAAUCCUACAAAACAUAUUUCUAUAUUAGCCAUAUUUUUUUUAAAAAAUAAGAAAAAUAAAGUGAAAAAAUUACACU